Oryza sativa Japonica Group (Japanese rice) is the source of this 417-nucleotide messenger RNA. The record is from RefSeq and is a predicted model, not a curated record. Lineage: Eukaryota; Viridiplantae; Streptophyta; Magnoliopsida; Poales; Poaceae.
AUGAAAGGCCUGCACCAAGAUCGAUUCAACGGCGCCGCCAUCAAGUUGCUGUCGUCGGUGAUGGCGGUGCACGGCUACGGCGGCGGGGGAGGCGGAGGAGACGACACCGCCGCACGCGUCUGCACCGUGUGCCUGCUCGAGUUUGCCGACGGCGACGAGCUCCGCACGCUACCGCUCUGCGCGCACUCGUUCCACAUGGACUGCGUAGAUGUUUGGCUCCGUGCGCACGCCUCAUGCUCGCUCUACCGCAACGCCAUCGCACUCCCAUCCCCGGUGUGCGCCGCCUGCGCGUGUGCUAGAGCCUCGAUGACCUCCUCUUCUUCCACCCCGUCCCGCAACCACUCCACCUCCAUGCCCACCGCCGCGGCGCCUGCCUGCUCCCGACCCGCCGUCGCCGCCGCGUUGCCCCUUCUCUAG